Messenger RNA from Cajanus cajan (pigeon pea), 1970 nucleotides. RefSeq names its product Galactose oxidase/kelch repeat superfamily protein. NCBI's taxonomy places the organism in Eukaryota, Viridiplantae, Streptophyta, Magnoliopsida, Fabales, Fabaceae. Gene Ontology annotation, molecular function: protein binding. The record is from RefSeq and is a predicted model, not a curated record.
CUCUUUCUCUUUCUUUCCUUGAUUUUAAUUAAUUCUCUGUUCCUACUAGGUUCUUCCUUUUUCUGACUCUAAUUUUACUGUUCAAUUUCAAUGCGCAUCCUUUCAAGUUUUGCGUAUGGGAUGUGUUUGGAGAAGUAGGGAAUCAGGGGAAGGGGGGAAAAUACUUUUUUCAAGUGCUGCUUGGAAACUCUAGAUUUUUCUUUUUUUGGGUAAAAUGGUUUCAAAAUAUUGUUGUCCUGCCUGAAUUACAUCUGAGGAAGAUAUUGAGUUUUUCUAGACAUGGGUUCAUUUUUCAGUGUGGCGAAUUCAAAAUCUGACCAAAUUGAAGGGAAUGGGGUCUCUCCAAAUGAGACAUGUAAGAGGCAAAGAAUGUCACCUGCUGUUGAUGAAGAGAGUCCAAGACUAAUUCCUCAUCUCCCUGAUGAGUUAUCACUUCAGAUUAUUGCUAGACUUCCUAGAAUUUGUUACUUCAGUGUAAGGCUGGUAUCAAAGAAAUGGAAGUCAACUAUCAUGAGUUCGGAACUAUAUAAAGUAAGAAAAGAACUUGGAACAACUGAAGAGUGGCUGUAUCUGUUGAUUAAGGUUGGAGAAAAUAAUCUUCUGUGGCAUGCUUUAGAUCCUCGUUCUAAGAUAUGGCAGAGAGUGCCUAAUAUGCCCAAUUUGGUUAACGAAGAAGAAUCUAGAAAACGUUCUUCUAGGCUUUGGAUGUGGAACGUGGUGGAGGGUAUCAGAAUUGCUGAAGUUAUUAGAGGCUUUCUUGGACAGAAGAAUGCAUUUGAUGAAAUGCCCUUUUGCGGUUGUGCAAUUGGAGCUGUUGAUGGAUGUCUCUAUGUUCUUGGUGGAUUCUCUAAGGCUUCAACUAUGAGAAGUGUCUGGCGAUUUGAUCCGAUACAAAAUAUGUGGAGCAAGGUGACUUCUAUGUCCACAGGUCGUGCAUACUGUAAGACAGGCAUCUUAAAUAACAAGCUUUAUGUUGUUGGAGGGGUUAGUCAAGGUCAAGCUGGACUGGUUCCACUCCAAUCUGCUGAAGUUUUUGACCCUUCUACAGAUACAUGGUCGAAUGUACCUAGUAUGCCAUUCUCUAGAGCUCAAGUCCUGCCUAGUGCUUUUUUGGCUGACAUGUUAAAGCCUAUUGCCACAGGACUGACCUCAUACAUGGGAAGGUUGUGUGUUCCACAAAGUCUCUAUUCAUGGCCUUUUUUUGUUGAUGUUGGGGGAGAAAUCUAUGAUCCUGAAACUAACUCAUGGAUAGAAAUGCCAGUUGGAAUGGGUGAGGGAUGGCCUGCAAAGCAGGCAGGUACCAAAUUGAGUGUUGUGGUGGAUGGUGAAUUAUAUGCUUUUGAUCCUUCUAACUCUAUGGAUAGUGGGAGGAUCAAGGUAUAUGAUCAAGGUGAAGAUGCAUGGAAAGUAGUUAUAGGAAAAGUGCCCAUAUAUGAUUAUGCUGAAUCAGAGUCCCCAUAUCUACUAGCUGGUUUCCAUGGAAAGCUUCAUGUCAUUACCAAAGAUGCCAAUCAUCAUAUUGCUGUUCUGCAGGCUUGCCUGCGCAAUAAUUUGGAGUCUUCACCUUCAGUGUCAACUCUGUCACAAAGUACAUUGCAUGAAUCUCCAGAACUUGCUGCUGAAUCAGAUGCAGCAAUUGUUUGGAGGGUAGUUGCCAACAGGGAUUUUGGGCAGGCUGAACUAGUCAGUUGCCAAGUUAUUGAUAUCUAGAUGGAAAAUCAAGCAAUGAAUGUGAUAAGAUGUGAAUGUAUCAGUUUGUUGGAAGUUACACGUGUUAGCCUCGUGUCAUGGGAAUGGGAUUGGGUCCAUUUGUCUUUUCAGUGAGUCAGGUGUCAGCAAAAUAGCGACUGCUGUAAUAUUUUGCCUGUAGCAAUUAAUCUUUUCAUACGAGGGAAAUAACUCCCCAUAGGAAUUGUCAAUUUCGGUACUAUGAUAUGCUAGAAUAAUAUCAGAGAAAUUCAUUAGUGUCA